CACUAAGCUUCCGUCCUUCACUACAUUGUAUCCAUCCAUCCAUCCAUCCAUCCAUCCAUCCAUCCAUCCAUCAAUAACACGGAAGGAACCAAACGCUGCGGUGGAAUCGAAUCGAAUCAAAUCGAAUCGAAUCCAAUCGAUCUAUCAACAAACUUACUGCCCAAGCCGACGGCAUUCCUCAUCGCACCGGGACCAGGAAUUUAGGCCACUAUUUCUUGUACGGAACACCAUUUCGCAGCACGGCAAUACGAACACUGCAGCAACGCUGAAUCUCGGACGCAACGCAACGCAACGCACCGAACCACACAACAACCAUACUCCUGUGUCGAUCAUGAUUGGUGGAAUGGGCCUCCCCCAGAAUCCCCAGGCGGCCAUGUCGCGCCGCCCCAAACCCGAAGACGCCGCCAGCCACAUCACGGUGCGUAUGCGUACUGGCCACGGAAGAGAACGGCCGGGGACUUUCCAACCUGAGAUUGUGCCCGCUGCUCACACCAUUCCUUGUUUUUGUUCUUGUAUUUGUAUUUGUAUUUGUAUUUGUUCCUGCUCCUGUUCUUGUAUUUGUUCGUUGUCGCGCCGCCGGAUGCUCCGACGCUCACCCUCGCUUGCCUUUUUGGUCUUGCGCUGCACCAAAUCCCGGACAACGGAAUGUCCCCGUUCCAAAUGCGUUUCCAACCGAUUCAAUCCAAACCAAUCCAAUCCAAACCCAACCCAACCCAACCCAACCCAACCCAACCAACACGGAACCAAUACGCCACACCGCAGGUCUCGGACCCCGUCCAGCACUCGGAGGGCGUCAACAAAUACACCUCCUACCGCGUCGACGUCCGGCCCCCAAACAGCGACAUGGCGACCACCCAGGUCUUCUCGGCCGUCCUCCGCCGGUACAGCGACUUYCUCUGGCUCUACGAGCGACUCCAGGGAGAGCGGCCGGGGGCMAUCGUCCCCCCCCUYCCGGAGAAACAGCCGGUGGGACGCUUYAACCCGGCCUUUKUGGAGAUCCGCCGCCGGGAGCUCGAGCGCUUUUUGCGCCGGGCUGCCGUCCACCCCGAGCUMCAGGGAUGCGCCUGCCUCGACGCCUUUCUGAAGGCGGACGACAUGACCUUCCAGGCGGCCAAGAACAGCAAGGCCGGCCCCGGAGGCGUCGUCCUCCAGCAGUCGGGCAUGAUGGGAGGCAUGGGGAUGAUGGGAAGCAUGGGCCACAGCGUGAUGAUGCCGCCGCCGCAAAUGUCCUCGCCCACCAAGAAGGAGGGCUUCAAGCGGUGGUUUGCCGAGACCAAGACGUCCAUCUCGGGCGAUCUGGUACGUGCGGAACGUUUGGGCUGCGAUCCCCGUGGCGUGCUGCUGUCCCCGUUCUCGUUUGGAGUCCGCCUCGCGGCGGUGUUUGCGGCCUGGCUCGGAUGGUUCACGAUUCACGACACUCACCUCUUGGUUUUGCUUUUGCUGUCUUGUGUUGUCUUGUCUUGUCUUGUCUUGUCUUGUCUUGUGUUGUGUUGUGUUGCAUCCUAUCCUUUCCCGUUGUUUUGCAUUGUGGUCCUUGUGUCGCAUGGGCUUGCCGGUGCGUGGGACAGGUUCGAUCUCCCGACGACGAGCUCUUUGAAGAAGUCCAGCGCUACAUCCACGGACUGGACACGCAGAUGAAGAACGUUUCCACGCAGGCCUCGGGCCUGGUCCGCAAGGGCAAGGAAAUGGCCAACGGGCUCUUCGAAUUCGGCCUGGCCUUUAACCUGCUGGGCCAGUCCGAGGCGGACGCCCUGGGCGAUGCCCUCUGCCGGCURGGAGAGACCGCCGACCAGCUCUCCGUCCUCAGCGCGGAGCACGCCGACCUGGAGUCCUCCCAGUUCGAGGACCCCCUGGUGGACAUGAUCAAGAUGAUCCACGCCGUCAAACUGGCGCUCCACAAGCGCCACGAAAAGCGCCUGACCUACAGCACCUGCCUGCARGAGGUCGAGUACAAGAACUCGCAGCUCAACAAGAUCCGGUCCCAGCUCGGGAUGGGGAUGGAGGCCAAGGCCUACUCGGCCGAAAUGUCCCUCCGCCGCGCCCAGGAAAACGCGGAGAUCGCCAGGGACCAGUUCGCGACGGUCAGCCAGCGGGUCCUCCGCGAGGUGGACCGCUUCAAGAGGGAAACGACCGAGGACAUGAGRCUGACGGUCCUGGAAUACAUUCGCAUGCAGGUGGAAUACAACAAGCGGAUGGAACAGAUAUGGGCAAACCUCAUCCCACAGCUGGAAAAGGUCCAGCUCGAUCCCAACGCGAACGUCAUCGGAGACGCUUCCGCGGCCGGCCAGGGACCCCAGCCGCCACCGCAACCCGUGGUGCAGGGCCAGGYCCCCGGGCCGCAGAUCCUCUCGCCGCACCACCASCAGCCCGUCGCCAGCAGCGGCAACCCAAACCCGCAGCAAGCGCAGAUGCAGCCCGCCGCGGGACCCCAGGGGUCGACGAUACUGGGCACCUUUGCCCCCGGGAGCCUCCCGUCCCAGCAGCAGCCCCAGGUCUUUGGGGGCCAGCCACAGGACCCCGGAAUGCUGUCGGUYCAGUACCGCGAACCACCAAAGAACGUCUUUUAGUKGGCACCCGUUGUUCUGCCACGGAAAGAGUUCGAAUCGAAUCGAAUCGAGACUCCGUGCCGCCAACCAAUCSACAGACGUAUGCCCAUCCAUCCAUUGAAUCGGAUGCUAUGCAACUAGGAAGAGCCGAUCGCAACCAUCAAAACACCAUGAAAUUAUUUGGCAACCGGUCGUCUCCCUAGGUGUCCCAUUCAAGAUAACUUCGAAAGAGACCUGCCAGUGAUAAGACAGCGAUCUCGAGCACCAACGGCUCAGGGUAGAAUAGGAGUAAAUCAAUCUACUACUACGCA
Molecule: messenger RNA, 2857 nt
Organism: Pseudo-nitzschia multistriata
Lineage: Eukaryota; Bacillariophyta; Bacillariophyceae; Bacillariales; Bacillariaceae
Source: the annotation of a GenBank genome assembly